GUCACGUGAAUGCCUGCAGCCUCAAUUUCCCCCCUUCGCCUUCCCCUUCCCUUUAUAACACCCUCUUACCUCACCUCAUUAGCCCCUUUUACACACACAUCACACACUACUUCCUCAACACCACUUCCAUUUUCCUCGAAUUGGAUCAACAAAGGAAAACAUUUGCCCUUUUCUUCACUCAUCUUUUUUGUUUUCUUACUCACAAAUGAACUUAAACUCUCCCCCUCCUUCACAUUUUCCUAUGCACCAAAUUACUAGUCAUGACAAUGAUCAUGAGCACCCCUUCCUCCCAAAUCGAUCCUCUUCUGUCUCUUGUCAUUUUUUCUUCGAUCCCACUCGCGAUCACGCCGGAUUCUACGAUCAUCCCCAACUCUACCAACCUACUCAUCAUAUCGCGGGUGAUCAGAACUACGGGUACCACGGCGGAUCAGCAUACGAGACGAAGAGCGUGGACGAGAGCAGCCUCAAGUUAACCUUAUGGAAGAAAGAAGAUGAUGAUGAGCUCCAAAUUAGCAGUAAUAAUAAUAGUAACCCUAUGAGAUGGAUGUCUUCGAAGAUGAGGGUGAUGCAGAAGAUGAAGAAGACGGAUCAUGAUCGCGCUGCCGCGGUUAAGACGACGGCACAGCAGCCUUCGUCGUCAUCUGCGGAGACCGACUUGAGCAGCAACAGUUCCUCUUACAACAAUAACAGUCCAAUUAGGGUUUGCUCCGACUGCAACACUACCAAGACCCCUCUCUGGAGAAGUGGUCCCAAAGGCCCUAAGUCGCUAUGCAAUGCGUGUGGUAUCAGGCAGAGGAAAGCGAGGCGAGCCAUGGCCGCAGCGGCCAAUGGCGCGGCUGCUAACGGCGGCGGUCAGCCACCGGCAAUGAAAAUCAAGCUGCAGCAGAAAGGGAAGAACGGGCAGGCCGCGUCGCAGCUGAAGAAACGGUGCAAGACAUCGGCUGUGGCGGCGGCGGCAGCGGGUGGGAACGUGCAGAAACGGAUUGGUUUCGAGGAUUUCUUGAUAAACUUGAGCAAGAAUUUGGCGUUUCACAGAGUGUUUCCAGACGACGAGAAGGAUGCUGCGAUCUUGCUCAUGGCUCUAUCUUCUGGCCUCGUUAAUGGUUGAAUUUUUUUUCAUUUUUAUUUUGGUUUCUUGAUCGAGAUAAUUAAGCAGAUUAGGGUUAAUGUGAGAAAAUGUGUUUUUUGUGAUGGAUCGAUAUUAAUUAGGAGAUCAAGUGAGUGAGAUUUUAAUUAUGUUUCUUUUUUUUUUUCUCCAUAUUUAAUAAGAAAUAAGGCAUAAUAAAUUUGUGUGGUGAUCUUUGUAAAACCUCUUGGGACAAGUUGAUAACCUAAUAUGGAUCUCUUGUUCACAUAUAUAUAUAUCUCAAUUUAAUUUAUAUAUGUUUUAAUCCGAUUCAAUCAA
Molecule: messenger RNA, 1405 nt
Organism: Salvia miltiorrhiza (redroot sage)
Lineage: Eukaryota; Viridiplantae; Streptophyta; Magnoliopsida; Lamiales; Lamiaceae
Product: putative GATA transcription factor 22
Exons: 3
Coding region: 206-1108 (300 amino acids)
Biological process (GO): regulation of DNA-templated transcription
Molecular function (GO): sequence-specific DNA binding; zinc ion binding
Source: RefSeq, a predicted model, not a curated record